UGAAAUUCAGUGAAACCAUGCAAGCGCACGGAGAACAUUGAUCAUAUACGCAAGCACUGUGUGUCACUGAGCUGCCAGUAUCCAUUAAGCAUUGGAGUCCCUUCUUGCGGAUAAUCUUUGCAUAAUAUUUGCUGGGUUCUUCAUGACCACCUCGGUGCUCGUCAAUUAAAAUAAUUAAGCCGCUAGCCCACGCUCCAUAGCAAUGCAAUACUCCCGCCGCACCGGGUCGCUUUCUUUGCAUUCAUCACUUAAACCCUGUCCCGCCCGGUUGCUAUAGAUCUGCAGUUUGUUUACUUCCGGUCAGAUUCUAGUCAGACGGACGACUUCCGGUAUCUCCUUGUUGUGUGAAUACGGGGCUGCUAAGCAAGCUGUGUCUCGUAGUAGAAGAACCGGGGUGAUGGCAACAGAGGAGGUGGAAGAUCAAGUACCUGAUUCGGGUGCUUUAUUUACAUUUGGAAAAAGUAAGUUUGCAGAAAACAUUCCAAGCAAGUUCUGGUUAAAAAAUGAUAAGCCAGCUCACAUAUCAUGUGGGGAUGAACACACUGUGUUGGUAACAGGAAAUGGAAAACUCUAUGUGUUUGGAAGUAACAACUGGGGACAACUGGGUUUAGAAGCUGGAAGUGCUAUCAGCAAGCCAACCUGUGUAAAAGCACUAAAAUCUGAAAAGGUUGUGUUUGCUUCAUGUGGAAGAAAUCACACAUUGCUAUACACAGAACAAGGAAAGUUGUAUUCCUCAGGUGGGAAUAGUGAGGGACAGCUUGGCCUAGGGGACACAUCAGGAAGGACUAGUUUUCAAGAAAUUUCUUUUUUUAAUACUCAAUAUAAAAUUAAACAACUCUCAGCUGGCUCAAAUACAUCAGCAGCUCUUACUGUGGAUGGGAAACUUUUUAUGUGGGGAGACAACUCAGAAGGUCAACUGGGCUUGGAGAAAGAAGCAAUCUACAGUACUCCUCAAAAAAUCGAUAUUGGAAAACCCAUCUCUUGGAUUUCCUGUGGCUAUUACCAUUCAGCCUUUGUAACGCAAGAUGGGGAAUUAUAUACCUUUGGAGAACCUGAAAAUGGAAAACUCGGUCUCCCCUCCGAUAAGCUAAAAAAACAUAAAAAACCUCAGCGUGUUUCAGGACUGUCUGGAAAAGUGAAAAUAGUGUCCUGUGGUGGGGAACACACUAUAGCAGUAACGGAAAAAGAAGUAUACACCUUUGGCCUUGGCCAGUUUGGGCAGCUUGGGCACGGCACAUUUAUUUUUGAAACCCAGUUACCAAAAGCAGUAGAUGUACUAACAAAGAAGACAAUUCUAUAUGUUACUUGUGGAGAAAACCACACAGCAGUAAUUACAGACAAGGGACUUCUCUAUACAUUUGGAGAUGGGAGGCAUGGCAAGCUUGGAUUAGGGGAGGAGAAUUUCACCAAUCAGUUUGUACCUAUCCUGUGUUCGAAUUUUCUAAAGUUUACAGUGCAGUCGGUGGCCUGUGGUGGAUGCCAUAUGCUAGUCUUUGCAACUCCAAGGCCUAAGGAAUCAGAGAUGAUGAUCAAUGACGAAUUAAAGGAAAAUCAUUUUGUAGUUCCUUCUCUGAAUGGUGAUCCUGAAAUGUCUACAUCAUUGCAAAGAUCUCAUUCUGCACGCCUUCGAAGAAGAGAGAAGGAGACAUCACCUGAACAAUUUCGUGGCCUGAAUAGAACGUUACCACCUUUGAGAAAUCAUUACCUUAACUCCUCUUUACCUGCUACAAACAAAACCGUUCCUCCACAGUUACUUCAAGUGAGUGAAUCCAAUUCCAAGUCAUCCAAAGGAACCCACUUACAUGAUCUAACACCGGACUCUAUUACUGAUGCGGCAGACAACAAGGAAAACAUUGUUCAAAGCUUUUCUGCGAAUGAUACUGAUAGCGACAGUCAACCUGAUGGAUUUGGUGAUACUCCUGAUGUCUUAAACAUGACACAUGCAAUGAGCAUUAAUCCUGCUAACAAAACCAUAAGCUUCUCACCAGUACAGAAAAGAAAAGAACAGGCAGAGGAGUCUGAAGAGGAAGAUAACAGUUCUGAAGGCUUAGAAGAGGAUGAUCAGGACCAUGUUGAAAAACAAGUGUUGGAAAAAGAGCUGGAAGAAGAUGAGCCUGAAGAAGUGUCAGAAGAAGAGGACGAAGAUGAUACCAAAAGUGAAAAUAAUAAAGUUAAACCCUCUGAAAACAGAGCUGCCGCCACAUUGGUGAAGACGGCUGUUGAGAGCAAAGUCGAUAAUGAGAGUGAACAACCCAAGAGUGUGAAUGGCAUUGGUUCAACAGAAAACAGUGCCACCAAACCAACUCUGUUUGAGAAAACGAAAAGGCUAUCCAUUUUCAAAAGACUUUCUACAGCAAGCCAAAAAUCUCUGCAAGAGAGCAAAGAAGAGUCAGAUGCCGUGAAAGAAGACACAAGUACAAACAAUGAAAGCCUCAAACAGCCAGUUAAAGACAAAGAUGCAAAAGAUGAAAAUCAAAACCACAAGCAGGAGAAUUCUAAAGAGACUGAGCAGUCAAACCAGGACUCUACAGAAACUGCACAAGGCAGAAGAUCAAAGUCAUCCACAUGCACAUUAUUAUGAGAAGCAAAACUUUGAGAAAUGGAUACAGCCCACGAUACUGAAAAGCA
This is a messenger RNA of Xenopus laevis (African clawed frog), 2628 nucleotides long. It is a transcript of the gene rpgr.S, whose product is annotated as retinitis pigmentosa GTPase regulator S homeolog. Gene Ontology annotation, cellular component: Golgi apparatus; cilium; centrosome. The record is from RefSeq and is marked provisional. Lineage: Eukaryota; Metazoa; Chordata; Amphibia; Anura; Pipidae.